Messenger RNA from Penicillium cataractarum, 1356 nucleotides. RefSeq lists its product as uncharacterized. The record is from RefSeq and is a predicted model, not a curated record. NCBI's taxonomy places the organism in Eukaryota, Fungi, Ascomycota, Eurotiomycetes, Eurotiales, Aspergillaceae. Bases 1 to 1356 code for a protein of 451 amino acids. Gene Ontology annotation, cellular component: membrane. Gene Ontology annotation, molecular function: sphingosine N-acyltransferase activity. The transcript is spliced from 4 exons. Gene Ontology annotation, biological process: ceramide biosynthetic process.
AUGGCCAAAGAGACCAUCGCGCCGCCUCCGCCGGCCUCGGAGCUCAAUGUCUAUGUGUCCAGCCCCAGCGGCCCGCGGCCAACCAAGGAGACCACGUUCCGGGAGUGGGUGGUCACCAACCAAAUCGGUAUCUCCUUGACCAUUUUGGCUAUGUUGCUGGCUCUUCAUAACCUCUACCCGUCUCUACGCCCGUAUACCCAGCCUUUCUUCGAACUCUCCUAUUACGACCCCGCCUCCAACACAUAUGUCCAGGGCUGGGAUGAUCUGUACUUUGUCGCUAGCGCGACCCUAGCGCUCACUGCGAUUCGCGCCAUUAUCAUUGAAUGGGUUAUUCAGCCGAUCGGCCGCUCUAUGGGAUUGAAGCGAAAGGCGGCGCUUCGCUUGGCUGAGCAGGGUUGGCAGGUUCUGUACUAUGGCUUCAUUUGGGCCGUUGGUCUGUACCUCUGGAAGAAUUCCUACUAUUGGUUCGAUUUCGGCGCCAUUUGGAUGGAGUGGCCGGCGCGCCCGCUCGGCGGUCUCAUGAAGUGGUAUAUUCUGGUGGAAUUGGCGUUCUUGCUACAGCAGAUCUUCGUCAUUCAUGUGGAGGAGAAGCGCAAGGAUCACUAUCAGAUGUUGUCGCACCACGUUAUUACCAGCACGCUGCUCGGCUCGGCUUAUAUCUACGGCUUCUACAAUGUGUCCAAUGUGGUACUUUGCCUGAUGGAUAUUGUCGACGUUCUGCUUCCCUCAGCCAAGGUUCUCAAGUACCUCAAGUUCCAGAACGCCUGCAAUGUCGCCUUCGGUAUCUUCAUGGCCACCUGGGUCGUCACCCGCCACGUCCUGUAUAACAUGCUGUGGUGGUCGAUUUACAAGAAUGUCCCACAGCAAAUGGCCUACGGCUGCUACUCGGGCAGCACCGCGAAGAUGAUCAGCACGAACGGCUACCCCGAUGCCUUUGCAUACAUGUUCGGACCCUUCCGCGGCCUGGAGAACCCCAUCUGCAUGAACCGCACGAUCAAGUGGAUUUUCCUUUCCUUCCUGCUAUCCAUCCAGCUUCUCUCGGUUGUCUGGUUCAGCAUGAUCGUCCGCGUUGCAUACCGCGUUGUCUGCAGUGGCGCUGCCGAGGAUACCCGCAGUGACGAGGAAGAUGAGGUUGAGACCGAUGACACCCCCGCUACUAAUGGCACCGUGCGGCUGGCCGCCAAGGAGGGCGUUACCACUGCCCCCAUCGCCGUGAACGAAAACGCUCCUGGCCUGGACCGCCGGCGGUCAAAUGGUUCCGCUUCUGUGCGUGCCCGAGGCCGUGGCCGAGUACCCUUUGACCAGAGUGACCGCAAGGCUCUAUUGGGACGGAUUGGAUGUGACAAGCCUACUUGA